GAUUGACAGUUCAUGGGAAAGCUCCAUGUACAGUAGACCAGAAAGAGAAGCCUGAAUGCUUAGAUGCAUUGUUGAAUUCGCGGUUCCUGGAAAAUCCAACUUCUGAGCUGAAAUGAACUCAUCAAAUUCCCAAGAUCCUCUUGGAAGGACAAACGCACUGGUCGUCAUAGAAACGACCCUUGCAGUUGGGAUCACCCUCUCUGCAUUGCUAGGUAACACUCUGCUUAUAUWCGCCCUCCAUAAAGAUACGCGUCUUCGAACUAUAACCAAUGUAUUCAUAGAAAGCUUAGCGUGGUCUGAUGUUGGCAUGGCAACACUAAAAAUGCCRUUCUGGGUACUGUCGGUGCACAAAGGACGAUGGGUACUGAGCCAGCAAUUUUGUCCUUGGUCAGGGGUAUUUAUGUUCACAUUCGGAGUAUGUUCGAUUCUUACAAUGGGACUAAUAGCUGUCAAUCGAUACUUCAAAGUCGUCCAGAACACCGUAUAUAGAAAAUACUUCAAGAAUCGAAGCUUUGCUAUUGGUUACUGUCUGUUGAUGUGGGCGACUGCCAUGUUGCUUGCCACGCCCCCUUUGUAUGGGUGGGGCUCCAUGCAAUACCAUGUUCAUUUCUCCGUGUGCACAAUGGUAUGGGAUAUAGAAAACAUCUCGUAUGUUAUCGURGUGGUCGGUGGGGGUGUUGGUGGAACAACAGUCGUUAUAUUYAUGUGUUAUUACAAGAUCUACAAAAGAGUCAAAACAAGCACCGCAAAUAUUAACUCCCAUCACUCGAACUCCAAUACCACACACUCCAAUGAUAUCAAACUAUUAAAGUCCAUGUUCGCUGUGGUAUGUUUUUUUCUAUUCACCUGGAUGCCYGURUCAUGCGCAGUUGUGUUCGAGACGCUUGGAAUCAAGAUUCCUCGURUUGUCUUUGUCUUUGUUAUUUAUCUGAUGUUCACGAGUAGCUGCGGMAAUCCSGUSAUUUAUGGAAUACUCAGCCCUCAGUUUAGAAGAGCGUUUGGAUCUGUUAUCAAAUGCCGAUCGUUUACAAACGUCCAUGAUAUAUCUUUAAACAGCUCGGUUGCAUCCCAACCAACUCAAAUCGUUUCAAGGAAAGUAUAAAGUCGAGACUAUCACUGAGACUAACAUUUUAGUAGAAAAUAAGCCUGUAAAGCUGGUAUGUAAAGAGAUACCUAGAGUUUUACUAAUGUGAGAUAUGUCGGUGUUAUAUCGGAGCUGUGUCGGUGUUACAUCGGAGCUGCGUCGGUGUUUAAAUCGGAAUGUGAGAUAAUGUGAGAUAUGUCGGUGUUACAUCGGAGUUUCGCCCGUGUUACAUCGGAGCUGCGUCGAUGUUACAUCGGAGCUUUGCUCGUUUACAUCGGAGAUGUGUCGGUAAGACAUCGGAGCUGUGUCGGUGUUAAAUCGGAAUUGCGUCGCUACACCGGAUCUGUAUCGAUGUUACAUCGGGACAGUGUCGGUGUUAUAUCGGAGUUGCGGGAAUGUAAGCUUACGAUGAAAAAAUUAUGCAAGUGAGAAUGAGUACGUAUUAAAAAAUACGUCAAAAAAUUUUGCUCUAAAUGUAUGAAUUUUUUGUUAUUUUGAUUUAUUGAGCUGCUUCAAAAGACAAUGGCAAUGCAUUUGAUCGCUUUUUAAUAAAAUCAUUUACUUUUAAGGAAAAACAAUAUCAUAAUCUCCUUCUACCAAAAUCGUGCAAAAAAAAAAAAACCUGAAUAUCUAGAUUACUAGAGUUUGUAGAAAUCCAGGAACGUUCCUGGACUAGU
Messenger RNA from Exaiptasia diaphana, 1761 nucleotides. Its product is annotated as melatonin receptor type 1B-like. The record is from RefSeq and is a predicted model, not a curated record. Gene Ontology annotation, cellular component: membrane. The transcript is spliced from 2 exons. Gene Ontology annotation, biological process: G protein-coupled receptor signaling pathway. Bases 113 to 1102 code for a protein of 329 amino acids. Gene Ontology annotation, molecular function: G protein-coupled receptor activity. Lineage: Eukaryota; Metazoa; Cnidaria; Anthozoa; Actiniaria; Aiptasiidae.